Messenger RNA from Cavia porcellus (domestic guinea pig), 921 nucleotides. It is a transcript of the gene Cavporv1r604, whose product is annotated as vomeronasal 1 receptor cavPorV1R604. Gene Ontology annotation, biological process: G protein-coupled receptor signaling pathway. Gene Ontology annotation, cellular component: membrane. Gene Ontology annotation, molecular function: pheromone receptor activity. Lineage: Eukaryota; Metazoa; Chordata; Mammalia; Rodentia; Caviidae. The record is from RefSeq and is marked provisional.
AUGAAGAAGAAUGAAAUCAGCCAACUUUCCAGGUUUAUCUACAUACGAAACAUAUUUCUCUUGGAAGUCAUCAUUGGGAUCAUAGCCAACACUGCCCUACUUCUCUCUCAUGUUCUCAUAAUACUUGUGGAGCACAAACUCAAGCUCAUUGAUCUGACUAUUGGUCACUUGGCCCUGAUCCAUGUAGUAAUGCUUCUAACUGUGGCUUUCAUAGCCAUGGACAUUUUUGAGUUUCAGUAUUUGGGGGAUGACAUCACAUGUAAAUGUGUUAUCUAUUUGUAUAGAUUGAUGAGGGGUCUUUCCAUCUGUACCACCUGCAUGCUAAGUGUCCUCCAGGCCAUCACCCUCAGCCCCAGAAGCUCCUGUCUGGCAAAGUUCAAACAGAAGUCCCUGCAUCAGAAUCUGUGUUGUUUUCUAUUUUUAUGGAUCUUCAAUAUACUCAUCAGUGUUCAUUUCUUAAUCUCCAUUAUUGCCACUCCCAAUAUGACCUCACACAGUUUUAUGUUUGUCACUCAGUCCUGCUCCCUUUUGCCCAGUAGUUAUUUACUCAAAUACAUAUCUAUCUCACUUCUGAGUUUACAGCACGUGACCUUUAUAGGCUUCAUGGCACUUUCAAGUGGGUACAUGGUGCUUCUCUUGCAUAGGCAUAAAAGGCAGUCCCAGCAUCUUCACAGCACCAGCCUGUCUCCAAAAGCAUCUGCAGAACAAAGGGCCACCCACACUAUUUUGUUGCUUAUGAGUUUCUUUAUCGUUAUGUACAUUUUGGACAGUGUUUUGUCUACCACCUCUGCAAUGCUAUGGGAUCGUGACCCAAUUCGUCAUUUUGUUCAUAUGUUUGUUGGCAAUGGAUAUGCCAUAGUUAGUCCUUUGGUACUAAGUAGUACUGCAAAAAGAGUGAUCAACUUCAUAACACCCAUGUAG